AUGACUAAAAAGGCGAAUGACUUGACAUUCCAAGUUGAUCAACUCACUGAUGAGAAGAAGAAUGAAAAUGAUUUAGAGGAAAUGGACAAGAUGAUCAACGACUUGAAUGCCGAUGUCGACAUGGCACAGAAACAACUUGACACUUCAAAUGAUGACAAAGAUGGCAAUGAAGCGAUGAAACAGAAAUACCAAGACAAACUGAAGAGCAUUAGAACUGAACGUGAUCAAGAAAACAAAGACCAUGCCAAGACCCAAUUGAUUAAAGGCAAGUACGAGAAAGAUAUCGCUGAAAUCAUAAGGUUCAUUUGCUCGGCAAAUGUUUGUUUGCCCAACUGUAUUCCAAAACUAAAUAAUCAAUAA
Entamoeba invadens IP1 is the source of this 360-nucleotide messenger RNA. RefSeq lists its product as hypothetical. The transcript has a single exon. Bases 1 to 360 code for a protein of 119 amino acids. The record is from RefSeq and is a predicted model, not a curated record. Lineage: Eukaryota; Evosea; Mastigamoebida; Endamoebidae.